Bradysia coprophila is the source of this 1533-nucleotide messenger RNA. Its product is annotated as catalase-like. Gene Ontology annotation, biological process: hydrogen peroxide catabolic process; response to hydrogen peroxide. Gene Ontology annotation, cellular component: peroxisome; cytoplasm; mitochondrion. The record is from RefSeq and is a predicted model, not a curated record. NCBI's taxonomy places the organism in Eukaryota, Metazoa, Arthropoda, Insecta, Diptera, Sciaridae. Gene Ontology annotation, molecular function: catalase activity; heme binding.
AUGGAAGUGAUUUUACUUUUAACAUUUCUCUUGCAGCAGGCAUUCAUGGGUGCUUCUUGUUUAUACUUAAAUUCAACAAUAGAUGUCGACAAUCCACCGUACUCAGAUUCACCGUCAAUACAUCAAUUAGCCAUUUACGCAGCAACCCAUCCGAAUAGCACAGCUUUUGCUGAAAAUGCUGUUGGAAUCGUCUACCCUACGUUGACGGCUUCACAAGCCAUAGGUUCUCGAGGUCCUAUUUUACUACAAGAUUUCUUUCUCAUUGAAAAACUGCAGGCCUUUAAUCGUGAGCCAGAGUUGUGCAUGCAAAAGGAGCAGGCAGCUUUUCUUCAACCUGGUAAACGUACGAAAGUUGUAGCACGUUUAUCAGGUGCUAAUGCUGAUGCGGGAGCACCAGACACUUUCCUAAACGACUUCAAAGGAUUCGCCGUCAAGUUUUAUACCGAAGAAGGAAUACACGAUUUACUGUCGCUAAAUGUAAGAAAUUUCUUUUUGCGUGAUGCAGUUCUAUUUGAUGCUAUGAAUAGGGCGUUUAAACGUAAUCCACAAACUCACCUGUUUGACCCAUCUGCAUUAAUGGAUAUGAUAUCUGAACGACCUGAGAUGACAACGUUUUUAUUGUUAAUUAUGUCAGAUGCAAUCGUCCCCAAAUCAUAUCGAAGUGUGAGAGCAUUCGCAUUAAAUACGUACAAAAUGGUUAACUCACAUGGUGAAGCAGUUUAUGUUAAAUUUCAUUGGGUCCCUCAUACGAAAGAAGAAUUCUUCACUUUGGAAGACGCUGUUAAAAUGUAUGUACUUCCCAAUGUGCUGAUACAAGAUCUCUAUGACAACAUUGCAAAAAAGAAUUUUGCAUCAUGGACAUUGUCGAUUCAAGUGAUGACAUUUGAUCAAGCCGAAAAGCAUCCCGAAAAUCCAUUCGAUCCGACUAAGAACUGGAAAACUGAUGAAUAUCCACUGAUACCCGUUGGUACAUUGACGUUAAAUGAAAAUCACAAAAACUAUUUUAUUAAUGUUGAACAAAUUGCGUUCAGUCCAUCUAAUAUGGUGCGAGGAAUUGAGUCUAGUCCAGAUCGUGUACUUCAAGCAAGACUAUUCACUUAUCCUGAUGCUCAACUUUACAGACUCGGAACUAACUUUGCUCAAAUACCCGUUAACGCUUGUCCUUUUGAAGUAAAAACUUAUCGAGUAAACGGACCCAUGAAUGUUGGUAGGAAUGGUGAAGAUGCUCCCGACUACUAUCCAAAUACUUUCCAUGGUAUCAAUUCGAACGAUAAUCGUUCAUUUAAGCAAAACGUCUUCUAUGUUAGUGGUGACGUGGAUCGAGUAGACACUGGUAACGACGACAACUUCACACCAGCGAAAUAUCAUUGGGAACAUGAAAUUUGUGCCGAUGAACGUAAGAGCAUUAUAUCGAAUUUGAUAACUAAUCUGAGUCCGGUUGAGAAGCGAAUUCAAAAAAAGGUCCUGCAACGGAAUCUUUACACUGUGAAUAAGGAGUUAGGAGACAAAGUUAAAGCUGGUUUGCAUUUAUAA